CAUGCGUCACUGGUCGAUGAGGCUGCAGUAGACGUGCGCCUGCCCAGUGUCUCCUCCUUGCUUAGCUCAGUGCAGAAAGAUGGAUGUGCGGCUGGCUCCACUCAGGCCCUGGGAUGAUUUCUUCCCGGGGACUGACCGCUUCUCUCGGCCUGACUUCAAGGAUAUCUCCAAAUGGAACAACAGGGUGGUGAACAACCUGCUUUAUUACCAGACCAACUACCUGGCCCUGGCAGCCGUGGUCAUCAGCCUGGUGGGAUUUCUGAGUCCACUAAAUAUGGUUCUUGGUGCAACCGUCGUGGUUCUGGUGUUCUUGGGAUUUGUCUGGUCAUCACACAACAAAGAUAUUAUUCGUAAAUUUAAGAAAAGGUUCCCCACUCUGUUUGUUCUCUCUAUCAUGUUGGCAAGCUACUUUGUCAUAUCUCUGUUCGGGGGAGUCAUGGUGUUUGUGUUUGGAAUCACUUUUCCUUUGCUAUUGAUGUUUAUCCAUGCUUCGCUCAGGCUUCGUAACAUGAAGAACAAAGUAGAAAACAAAAUGGAGGAAAUUGGUCUGAAGAAGACCCCAAUGGGAAUCGUCAUUGAGGCUCUGGAACAGCACGAAGAGGGCAUUUCUAAGAUAGCUGACUACAUUAGCAAAGUAAAGGAUUAAAUACUUAAGGAUUCCCCCUCAGCUUCUCUCUGCUGUUGAUCGGUUGAGGUAUCUGUCAUUAAGUUUCAGCUAUGUGAAAUGGCAGCCACCGUGUGCCAUGUAAUUACUCCCAAAUAAUUGGUCAUACAUGAAGACCUCGCUUUUAAAUUCUUUUUUUUUUCUUUUUUUUUUUUGUUCGACUGAUGGGUCAAGAUGCAGAAUGUUUUGCAUUGUUUACAGGUUAUAAACUGAAACUGAGAAAGUUGCAAUUGUGCGGGUCUUCCAAAUUGAGUCCUAUCUUCCAGUUAUUUGAAAACCUUAACCUUUAUAUUCCAAAUGAACAAUGAGUUAAUGUCCUCCCACCCUUCAACCUUUAACGUAUCACUUGCAUUAGCCAUUGAUAAUUACUCCAAGUCCAGUCUCUGUGACUUGAUUAAGACCCCUGACGUGCCCCUGUUCAUAAUUUGACUCCACAUUUUUAAGGUUAAUCUUACAGCUAUCUAAAAAUACAAUAUUCUAGCCGUCCUUACAGUGAGCUUCGUGUUAAUUUGUUAAUAUGUAUUAAUAAUCAGUGUUACUUCUAAGGUGAACACUGAAGCCAUUAAGAAAGAUCUUUUAUGAAAAUCACCCUCUGCUCUAUGCAACCCUGAAAUUUAACGCUACCUUAUGCUUAGUAGCUUUACUUCUAAAUCAUGAUAAAAUCGACUAUGAUCUGACAUCUUGGUGUUAGUCUGACAAGUUUAAUAGAG
Molecule: messenger RNA, 1374 nt
Organism: Pelobates fuscus (common spadefoot toad)
Lineage: Eukaryota; Metazoa; Chordata; Amphibia; Anura; Pelobatidae
Gene: ARL6IP5
Product: ADP ribosylation factor like GTPase 6 interacting protein 5
Exons: 3
Coding region: 80-646 (188 amino acids)
Biological process (GO): negative regulation of transport
Cellular component (GO): membrane
Source: RefSeq, a predicted model, not a curated record